Molecule: messenger RNA, 3385 nt
Organism: Cinclus cinclus
Lineage: Eukaryota; Metazoa; Chordata; Aves; Passeriformes; Cinclidae
Gene: PIGV
Product: phosphatidylinositol glycan anchor biosynthesis class V
Exons: 4
Coding region: 2495-3385 (296 amino acids)
Biological process (GO): GPI anchor biosynthetic process
Cellular component (GO): mannosyltransferase complex; endoplasmic reticulum membrane
Molecular function (GO): GPI mannosyltransferase activity; alpha-1,6-mannosyltransferase activity
Source: RefSeq, a predicted model, not a curated record
GGCCCUGGGGACAGGGAACAGCCAGGAACGGUCCUGGGGCAGUUCUGGGGACAGGGAACAGCCCCGGGGCAGUGCCAGGGGGAGGCAGGGCUGUUACUCCAGGGAUGUGCUGGGCACAGGAGCUGUCCCAUGCCUGUGGCAUGGUGGAGCUGCAGCUGAGCCUCCAGCAGGGCAGGCACUGCUGGGUUCUGAUCCAGAGCAGGUUUAGACCGCUCCCGUGAGCUGUUUUAAGAGAUAAAAACACUCCUGUUUGCAUCCAGAUCCAAGGGACUCACUGCUGGAGCUGCAGCCUCUGGACCAUCAGCUGGAACUGGGCAGGAGAGAUGGCUGAAAGCUCCCAGGCCCACAGAAACAGCACCCAGCAAACAGGAUUUCCAAAAUCCUGCUACAUUCCUUUAGCAUCCUGCUUACAAGAGGUUUGAAAACACAUCCGGAGCAUCUGCUGAGUACAGCAGGCUGGAGAGGUCGCAGGGGUGCCCAGACUGUGCUGGAUGCUGGAGCAGGAUCCCUCGCCCUGCCAGGAGCUGAUUCUGGCCGUGGCACGGGAAAUGCCGCUGUGGCGAGCGGCUGCUGCCACCGGCUGGUCCCUGCCCUGCACUGCGGCUGCACGGAGCCGCUCCCGUCCUGUCCUCAUUCCCCCGGCCUCUGCUCUGUCCCUGCUCACAUCACUCACCCAGGUCGCUUCCAGACUCUGAUUCACAGCUGAGAGCCAAGGGAAGCGCAGAACCCAGAGAGAAAAACGCCUGUAAUUAGGACCUUGUAUCCUUUUCUGCUGGAAUAUUUUUAACACCCUUCUCCCUCUCCUUUUUUUGUUCGUGCAGGUGCUCUUUCCCACAGGAUUUUUGGGGCAGGGCCGUUCCCGACGCUGAGCUCUGGAUUCAAAUGGGGCUUGUGGGCUGCAGCUCUUUUGAAGGCUUUGCUCUGUCACAAGGUGAGCUGCGUCGUGACAGGAACAGGCUUUUUAAAGCUGUUUGCUUUGAGCUCUCUUGGCACAUUCAGGCGAGGCUUUUUCUCUGCUUUUCGAAAAAAACUAUAUUUAAAGUGCCGGGACCAUUUUUACCGCUGUGCUUUAAUAGGAUUUGCAGCUGUGAAUGUGCUUUAAAAGCGUUUACAGCUGGGUUGAAGUGUCCCCUCGUUUAAAAUAACGUCACAUUUUCAUGAUGCAGGAGAAUGUGCCUCCCUCCAGUUGCUUUGUGAGUGCUGGAGAGCACAAGGGGAAUAGGAACAACCCCAAAACUUUUAUUUGUGGUUAAAUAGGAAGCAUAACCCUGUGGUUGGGGAUUGGAGUUGUUAGUGAGCCAGUCUGGAUCUUGGUUUUUGCCUUGCUGAUGAUUUGCUCUCUGCCCUCUUGUGCAGUUCCAGCCUGGCAGGUUUUUUUUCUCCACAAUAGCAAUAGGGAAAUCUCAGAUUUUAGGUUGUGGAGCGAUCAGUGUGGGGAUCUCUGUGUGUUACAAAGUGCUGGAGCAGAGAGAAGGGCAGGAUGUGGUGUCACUGGGGCCUGGAGAGAGCUGUGGGCUGUGUUUCUCAAGCUGAAAAUCAGUUGGUGGCUGGGGAACCAACGGAAGAAAUUUUUUAUCUUAAAAAGCUGCACGGCAGAUCCUGCCCACCUCCCAUGGCUCAGGGCCAGGGGUUCAGAGCUGGGCCACCACGGCACCCAGGACAUGUAGACACUGACCUGGGGAGGCUCCACAAAGAGCUUUAAAUCCCUCAGGCAAGGUGUGCAGGGAGGAGGUGGACUUGGCAUGUGCAGUGUGCCUGGCAGGCAGGUGCCAGGACGGCAAAACACUGGAAAAUUGGAGGUGGUGAGGGUGGAAUGGCACAGAUUUUGUGUCCUGCCUGUGCCAGGCGAAGCUGUGUGCCUGAGUUCCACCCUGCUCUGGCAGAGCUGGUGCCAUGGAGCCAGCUGAGUAAAUCCAUUCUUGCCUUCCCAGGGGCAAACAUGGAGCAGGAGAGAGGAGGGAGCUCCUGGCAGCCCCACUCAGCAAACCCCUGCCUACAUGGGGUUUACACUCAAGAGUCCACAUGAAUUCUGUCUCCAUUCCAGAAAAAAAGAGGCAUAAAUGCCAUUCAGUGCAUUGGGACUGGAUGUGUGUGAGGAUGCUUGGCACAGCCCUGGCUCCAGCUGCUGGAGCAGCCUCUCUGCUCCAGGGAUUUUCUCCAGUCUGGUGAGGAGUGGGGUCAGAGAACACACUGUAACCUCUCUCCCUCAGUGUCUUGGACAACGUUAAGAAAUCAGGUUUUUUUUUUUUUUUUUUUAAUAGGAACAAUAUCAAAGUGGUCUUUGCAUCAUCUCCCAGACCUAUGAUCUCUUCCAUAAGCGAUUUUCUUGUUCACAGAGACUUGCACCCUUUCAAAUCCCUGACAAAAUUCACAAAUGAGGCUGAAGCAAAAAAUCCCUUUCUUUGUCCUCUGUCUUUACCAACACAGGUUUCCCAAACUGGAAGGAGAAUUCCCCUGGCAUUGGUGAGCUCCUGAGGCAGUUCCCGAGUGUGGGAUGGAGCUGUGGAGCAGGGCAGACCCCCAGCUCCGGGAGGUUGUGUGGUUUUCCCUGCGCUGCCGGGCCCUGGCACUGCUGCUGCAGGCCGUGUUUAACCUGCUGAUCCCGGACCACGCUGCCGACGCCUUCUCCCCUCCUCGCCUGGGUGCUCGGAGCCCUUGGGAUGAGCUGCUGGAGCGGCUGCUGGGCCUGGCUCAGGGCGUUCCUGAGCCUCUGCUGCAGCUGGCACGGGACAAGGGCUAUCGUGUGGCAGGCAUGGAUGGGGCCGAACCCCCUUGGUGCUCCCAGCGCUUCCCUGUGGUCUAUUCCUAUAUCCAGGACACUUACUGGAAUGUGGGCUUCCUGAGGUACUUUGAGCUCAGACAGAUCCCAAAUUUCUUGCUUGCUCUGCCUGUCACCCUUCUGGGCUUGUGGGCUUCCUGGGCCUACGUCAGCACAAACCCCUGGCACUGCCUGACUCUUGGUCUAGAGAGGAGUAAGAGUGAAGAGAGGGGAAAGGCGAGUGAUGGAUUCUGUGGCCCCGCUGCCUUCGUGUACGUGGUCCACGGCACAGCCCUGCUGGUGUUCGGAUUCUCCUGCAUGCACGUGCAGGUGCUGACCCGGUUCCUUGGCUCCUCCUCUCCCAUCCUGUACUGGUUCUCAGCUCACCUGCUUCAGGAACACGAACCUUUGCUCUGGAGCACAGGGACUGAUAACCCAAAAUCUGGGAAGCCUCUUCUUGGUAAAUCUCCCCGUUCCUGUGGGAAGGGGACAUCGGAUAACCCCGUUGUGAGGCUGCUGCUGAACUGGCGAUUGAUUACCCCCCUCAGCAAGAGCAUCCUGGGGUUCUUCCUGGGCUACUGGCUGCUGGGGCUGAUCCUGCACUGCAACUUCUUCCCAUGGACAUAG